AACAGAGGGCAGGAGCGGCGGAGAGGAGCCGGGCGCGCAGUGCCAGCCACGCGUCGGCCCCGGGCCGUGGGCAGCCGCCGCGUCCCGCCUCCUUUCCUCGUCCUUCAUCGGGAACGGGCUCCUGAGAGUGGCUCUCCUCCCACGCCGGGAGCCGGACUUUAUGGGACCGUUGAGCCUCCAGUCCACCCAGAGUCCCCGAGGACACCGAGCGACGUUCGGGCCAUGGCGUUGCCUGCUGGCCUAGGCUGGCGGCGCGAUGUUGGAGAGCACGCGUCCCCGUAAACUCCGCCGCCACCGGGUGCCAGCGGUGCUCUCCCGGGAGCUGCCGGCUCCCGGCUCUGCCGGUGGGGACCUUUGGAGACGCCUGGAACCCAGGCCCCGGGUAUGGACAGCGUUUUCCUGUCUCGGCUAACUCUAAGAAACGCUGUUUCUCAGAAUUGAUAAAACCAUGGCACAAAACUAUGUUGACUGGAUUUGGUGUGACACUGUGUGCGGUUCCUAUUGCUCAGAAAUCGGAGCCGCAGUCUCUCAGUAACGAAGCAUUGAUGAGGAGGGCUGUGUCUUUGGUAACAGAUAGCACCUCUACCUUUCUGUCUCAAACCACGUAUGCUCUGAUUGAAGCAAUCACCGAGUAUACUAAGGCUGUUUAUACGUUAGUGUCUCUGUAUCGACAAUAUACAAGUUUACUUGGGAAGAUGAAUUCCCAGGAGGAAGAUGAGGUGUGGCAGGUGAUUAUAGGAGCCAGAGUUGAGAUGACUUCAAAACAGCAGGAGUACUUGAAGCUGGAGACCACUUGGAUGACAGCGGUUGGCCUUUCAGAGAUGGCUGCAGAGGCUGCCUAUCAAACUGGAGCAGAUCAGGCCUCCAUAACUGCCAGGAAUCACAUCCAGUUGGUGAAGUCACAGGUGCAGGAGGUACGGCAGCUAUCCCAGAAAGCAGAAACCAAGCUGGCUGAGGCACAGACACAAGAGCUACACCAGAAAGCACAGGAAGUGAGUGAUGAGGGGGCUGACCAGGAAGAGGAGGCCUACCUGCGUGAAGAUUGAGGGCUUGAGCCCAGUGCCCUGUCCAUCCACUCUGGGGAAAGCAGGUGGUCCAUCCACCUAAUGUCCCAACUCUGCAGAGGCUAUAGGUCCUGCCGUUGACAGUCAGACCAGAGCCUUUUGUGAGCUGUGCCUGGCCCUCUCUGCUCGCAGCCUCUAUGGCCUGGUUCUUGGCUCUUUUCUCAGGCGUGGUUCAGCGCUGUACCCUCAGCACAUCUCUCUUGCUGAUCUUUUACCUCACAUCCAAACAUUUCACCAACAUGGGCCAAUAGAGGAGGGGCCUUUUCUGCCACACCCUUAAGUUCAAUAGCUGUCUAACUACAGUUUUUAAUGUUACUCAGAUGUUAAGUGUGAUUUAGUGCUUUCUCCUCCACGGGGAGGGGGAGCUUGUCUAGUUUGUAACAUUUCUGUGUUUAUAAUGUCUUUCUCCCUGUGAGCACAGCUCAGCUAAGGAGUUACUCAGAGCGUGAACAGUUCGCCUGGUGCUCCCCACAGGACCUUCUCUAACACGUGCUUCUUGUUCGUUCCUUCUUUGAAUUUCUCUGCUGUAUCCAAAGGAAGACAAGUUUGGUGUUUGCAUUAAAAAGAGAGUCAGUCUUCGG
Molecule: messenger RNA, 1645 nt
Organism: Mastomys coucha (southern multimammate mouse)
Lineage: Eukaryota; Metazoa; Chordata; Mammalia; Rodentia; Muridae
Gene: Diablo
Product: diablo IAP-binding mitochondrial protein
Exons: 6
Coding region: 462-1046 (194 amino acids)
Biological process (GO): neuron apoptotic process; intrinsic apoptotic signaling pathway in response to oxidative stress
Cellular component (GO): mitochondrion
Source: RefSeq, a predicted model, not a curated record